Molecule: messenger RNA, 2061 nt
Organism: Scomber scombrus (Atlantic mackerel)
Lineage: Eukaryota; Metazoa; Chordata; Actinopteri; Scombriformes; Scombridae
Gene: clcnk
Product: chloride channel K
Exons: 20
Coding region: 1-2061 (686 amino acids)
Biological process (GO): transmembrane transport; chloride transport
Cellular component (GO): membrane
Molecular function (GO): voltage-gated chloride channel activity
Source: RefSeq, a predicted model, not a curated record
AUGACGGUAAAAGGCAUUGAAGCCCACAGAGAGAACAACAACUGGGAGCGAGAAAAUCAUUCAGACACAUCCCAUAAUAAGAGUCCGCUUCUAGCUGAUCCAUGGAAACCAUGCAGACAGUCCCGAGGAUUUGUCAAAGAGUGGCUGUUGAAGCUGAGGUGUUUUUUGGGAACAGUGUGCAGAAUAGAGUGGUAUGGCUAUGCUGCUCUUGGCAUUUUGACCGCUAUCCUCAGCUUUCUCAUGGACCUCAGCGUAACAAAGCUGCUGAGAGCUCAUCAGUGGCUUUAUAUGAAGCUGGAGGGCAACAGUCUGCUGCAGUUCUUCUGCUGGACUCUUUACCCAUCAUGCCUCUGUGCUGUUGCUUCAUCGUUUUCCCAUCACAUCUGUCCCUUCUCCACAGGUUCGGGGAUACCAGAGGUGAGGACCAUGGUGGCCGGCAUUGAAAUGCCUCAUUACUUGUCACUCACUAAUAUGUUUACCAAGUUCCUGGGCCUUAUCUGUACACUGGCAGCUGGUAGCACUCUAUUCCUGGGCAAAGUGGGUCCAUUUGUGCAUCUUUCCACCAUGGUGGGAAGCUACCUGAGCAAUCUCUGCACUCUUAUACAAGCCAAUAAGGAGGAGAAAGCAGCUGGGGAGAUGCUGGUUGUAGCUGCAGCAGUCGGGGUAGCCAGUUGCUUUGGAGCUCCCAUUAGUGGUGUGUUGUUCAGUGUGGAAGUGAUGUCCUCUCACUUUUCCCUGAAGAAUUACUUCCCAUGUUUCUUCUCAGUCGCCUGCGGGGCGUUGACCUUCCGCCUGUUCUCAGUGUGGAGUGGAGAUGGAGAGACUCUUCAGGCACUGUUCAAAACUAAUUUCCCCACUGCUUUACCUUUCUUCCCGCUGGAGAUUCUGCUGUUUGCUUUGCUGGGGCUGCUGUGUGGAGCCGUGAGCCGCUGCUACCUCUUCUGCCAUCGGUGGAUCCUGCAAUUCACCAAGACAAACCCAGUCCUCCUCAAGAUAUUGACGACAGAGAAGGGUCUGUAUUCAGGAAUGGUGGUCUUCCUUCUGGCAUCUUUGACGUUUCCACACUCUGCUGGCCAAUAUAUGGCUUCUAAGUACACCAUGAAGCAGCUCCUCACCUCCUUACUAGACAGCAGGCAGUGGCUCUCUCAAUCCCACAAUGCCUCUGUUCAACUGGAGUCCGAGCCUUUGUUGGAGUGGAGCUCAUCAGGGAGUCCUAUCUAUUUCUCUUUGGCUGUCUUUCUGCUUAUGAAGCUGUGGAUGUUGGUCCUCGCCUGCACGCUGCCUCUGCCAGCUGGAUACUUCAUGCCAGUCUUUAUCUACGGGGCAGCUAUUGGGCGUUUGCUAGGUGAAGGAGUGGCUUACGUGUCCUUCACUGGAGUGACUUCAGACCAGCAGUGGGCUUCUAUAAAUCCUGGGGGCUAUGCUCUGGCUGGUGCUGCAGCAUUCUCCGGUGCUGUGACUCACACCUUGUCCCCAGCUCUCCUGGCUCUAGAGUUAACUGGCCAGUUCAGCCAUGCUGUUCCCAUCCUCCUUGCCACACUACUGGCCAAUGCCCUGACUUGCUCUGGGCACUGUCCUUCUUUCUAUGAUGCCCUCUCUAUCAGCAAGAGGCUCCCACACCUGCCCUCUCUGAUAAAAGCCUGUCCCAGGCUUCCCUCUACACCAGUCGGACAGGUUUUGAGAGCUAAAGCGGUGCAGCUUCAGAAAGCAGCUGGGCCAGUGGAGGUUCAGCAGGCUGUCAACACCAGCGCUGAAAUACAAAUCCCUGUGGUGGACUCACAUGAGUCGCAGAUUUUACUGGGGUUUGUUCUCCGAUCAGAGCUGCUGAUGUUCCUGCAGUACUGUAAGACUGAGACUAUGGAGAAACAUCUGGAUGAGGUCUGUUGCAUUCAUCCAUCCUCGGCCCUGUUAUCACCACACAGCACCGUUCAGGAGGCCCACAGUAUGCUGAGUCUGGUUGGAGCUCAGACCUUGUUUGUCACUGACAGAGGGAGGCUAGUGGGGCUUAUUUCUUGGCCAGAGAUGAAGAGAAUAUUAGAAGACUUGGCCAAAGAAAUCUAA